AGUCAGCCGCGGGUAGUGGCGGCGACUUCCCGUCAGGAAGUCAGGUCUCCGCCUCCUCCCCCCACCCCGCUAACUCGGCGGCGGAGGCGGCGGCGGUGGCAGCCGAGCUCCUGCCUCUCCGCCACCUCCACCGCUGCCUUUGCCCCCUGCCUGCGGCGUUGGCGGGGAGGGGGACAGUAGUUGUAGACGCCCGCCCCUGCCUCAGAGAAGGUAAAUACCCUCAUCAUGUAACUGCCUCUUGGCACUCCUGAUCCACCCACCUCCACCUUGCAAGUGUUUGGAUUACAGUUAUGCACUACCAUACCUGAUUUAGGCCUCUAUAUAGAUCAUUGCAAAAGGUAAAUGAGAGUUGAGUAUUAGAAACAGAUGUAAUCUCUACCUCCUGGUGUUUUAGUUUUCUGAUUGUUGGAGUCUUCACUGUGGAAUGUUCCUGCUGAAAAACUGAAGCAAUUAAUGGUUGAAUAUGAUCAAAUUUCUCCACCAAGUUCUCAGCCUGGUAAAGAGAAUUCCUUUUUGUCAACCUAAUGAAGCAUUCAAACAAUUCAUAUGACUCUUUUCAAGAUGAACUUGAAGAUUAUAUUAAAGUACAGAAAGCCAGAGGCUUAGAGCCAAAGACUUGUUUCAGAAGGAUGAGGGGGAACUAUUUGGAAAACUAUGGGUAUAGACAAGAGGUUGAUUCCAGACCUAGGUAUAGAAUGUUUGAUCAAAGACUCCCAUCUGGAACCAUCCAGACCUACCCACGAUCAUGCAAUAUUUCACAAACAGUAGAAAACCAGUUACCUCAGUGGUUACCUACUCAUGACAGUAGGAUGAGACUAGACUCCCUGAGCUAUUGUCAAUUUACCAGGGACCAUUUCUCAGAAAAACCCAUCCCCCCGAACCUUAGUCAACAAGAAUAUAAUUGUAGCUCAUACAGUGUAGACUAUGGAGUUCAUACACACCUCUGCUCAGGACGCAGUACCAGCCACCCUCAAGCCAGUCAUAAACAGAUGCAUCAGAGGAGGAAAAGAUAUCCAGAGGAGAGCAGAGAAGAAGCAGAGGAGGAGCGACCCAAGCAUGAGAGGAAAAGAAGUUCUGAGGAAAUGGAUUUCAACAAACACAAGAGCAUCCAAAGAAAGAAAACAAAGGUAGACAUAGAAACUGUACAGGGCAGUACAGAAAAGCUUAAGAAUCGGAAAGAGAAAAAAAAUCGAGAUGUAUCCUCGAAGAAAGAGGACCGUAAACGUAGAAAAGAGAGAAAGGAACAAGGCGAAGAACGGACAGAGGAGGAAAUGCUCUGGGACCAGUCUAUCCUUGGAUUUUGAAGCUCUUUAGCUGGUUCUCCUUGGAUUAAAUUGAAAUAAUAGUUGAAGAACUUGGUUUCAUGCGGUCCUGUCGAUGUCCCUUUUCCUGUGUGAAUAGAUACUUUAACCUCUAACAAAGUAGACAUGAAAAAGUGUGCUUGCUUUCCUAAUGGAAAUUUCCUCAUUUUCUGAAAACAUUAUUACAUUUUUCUUACAUUUUUCAUAUAAUGUAAUUUCCCUUAUGAGAGUGGCUCUGCUUUUAUUCAUCAAAUUGCUGUGAUGGGAUUAUUUUCCCUUGGGAGAUCACUUAUUUAAAAUUGGAGAAUUAAAAGACUAGAAUCUUUCUUGGUUGGGUUUGUCUUAGUUUUGAGUCACAUAUUUUUAUGCUCACUAGUUUUCUCUAUGAAACAAUUUAUAUUUCCUUUGUUAGAGCUAACUUGCAGUGUAUUUUCUAGAUUGAAAAGUGAAAUACCAUAUAAAAUAAUAAGUUUAUCUUACAUAUAGUUUUAAAAGUUUCAAAGAAUCUUCACACAAGAUCAGUUUAUAUUCUGAAAAUGUUUAUAAUAAAGUGUUCUAAUUUCUGCA
Molecule: messenger RNA, 1868 nt
Organism: Nannospalax galili (Upper Galilee mountains blind mole rat)
Lineage: Eukaryota; Metazoa; Chordata; Mammalia; Rodentia; Spalacidae
Gene: Krcc1
Product: lysine rich coiled-coil 1
Exons: 4
Coding region: 525-1304 (259 amino acids)
Source: RefSeq, a predicted model, not a curated record